AUGACGGCGGAGAUGGGGGGCGGAGGUGGUGGUGGUGGGCCUCCGGUGAGUUCACGGUGGAAUCCGACAAAAGAGCAAAUAAGCAUAUUGGAGAAUUUAUAUAGACAAGGAGUGAGAACGCCGAGUGCUGAUCAAAUACAACAAAUAACGGUUAGGCUUAAGGAUUAUGGUCAUAUCGAAGUGGUUUGCAGCCCAUACUACGUACAUCAAAACGAAGUCGGACUGUAUCCACCAUACCAAAACAAUUCAAUGGUGAUUCAAAGCAGUGGGAUUGUGAAGAAAAGAUCAAAAAGUGAGAGAAGAAAUUGUAUUAUUAAUAUCAAUGAGGAAUCAACUAUCAAUAAUAAUAACCUUAGCUAUCAAACUACUGAAACUCUCUCCCUCUUUCCCACGCACCCAACUGGGGAUUUACAAGCCGGCCCACAGUCGCCACCGCCACCGACACUGACGACGGUGUCCGCUUCGGCCUCUGAUGGAAUCUCUGACGACGAUUCUGCUGGUGGCCGUCAACCUUACUUUGAAUUUUUUAUGUAG
Messenger RNA from Cucumis melo (muskmelon), 534 nucleotides. RefSeq names its product WUSCHEL-related homeobox 5-like. Gene Ontology annotation, molecular function: DNA binding; DNA-binding transcription factor activity. The transcript is spliced from 2 exons. Gene Ontology annotation, biological process: plant organ development. NCBI's taxonomy places the organism in Eukaryota, Viridiplantae, Streptophyta, Magnoliopsida, Cucurbitales, Cucurbitaceae. The coding region runs from base 1 to 534 and encodes 177 amino acids. The record is from RefSeq and is a predicted model, not a curated record.